CAGGGAGGGCGUUCAUGGAAUUGCAGAAGAGUUUCUCAUGUGGGCCCCUGUUUUGCUUUCUCUAGGCUGCAUCUUCUACUCCUGGCAAAAAGCUGCGUAUCUCUUCUGAUCAGGCCCAGUUGGUGGCAAACCUGAUCAGGCUUGUUGGAGCAAAAAAGGUAAUUGAGAUAGGAGUUUCUGCUGGGUACAAUACUUUAAGCAUGGCUCUAGUCCUACCAGAGGAUGGCAGAAUUGUUGCCUGCGAGAUAAAUGAAGAUUUGGCCAGUAUCGGAAAACCAGUGUGGAAAGAGGCCGGGGUGCUACGUAAGAUCGAUCUAAGGAUAAAACCAGCCAUUGAAACAUUAGAGGAACUUCUGGCCAAUGGUGAAGCUGGAACCUUUGACCUUGCUUUCAUCCAUGCAGACGAAGAGAGUUACAACGAUUACUACGAAAAAUGUUUACGGCUCAUUAAAAAAGGGAAGAUAUUAGUUCUUGACAACGUAAGUACUUCAGAAAAAGUGGGAGCAGAGCAGACCUUGGUGGUUUUUCUGGAUUAGAACCUGUUUUAUCUUUUUCUUUAACCUUCUUUUGGGUCACUGGCCAGAGGGGAGAAGAGAUCGGCCAUAAAGCAUAUUCUCAAUAAAAAGUAGAAGGUUCAGCCUGAGGCCCAAAUCCAAAACUACCCUUUGGAAUCUAACUUUUCUUCUCCUUCAGAAGAGCCAGUUCUUUCCAGACCUGCAA
Thamnophis sirtalis is the source of this 720-nucleotide messenger RNA. The record is from RefSeq and is a predicted model, not a curated record. Lineage: Eukaryota; Metazoa; Chordata; Lepidosauria; Squamata; Natricidae.